This is a messenger RNA of Eucalyptus grandis, 1846 nucleotides long. RefSeq names its product tRNA-specific adenosine deaminase TAD2. NCBI's taxonomy places the organism in Eukaryota, Viridiplantae, Streptophyta, Magnoliopsida, Myrtales, Myrtaceae. The coding region runs from base 955 to 1536 and encodes 193 amino acids. The transcript is spliced from 9 exons. Gene Ontology annotation, molecular function: tRNA-specific adenosine-34 deaminase activity; zinc ion binding. The record is from RefSeq and is a predicted model, not a curated record. Gene Ontology annotation, biological process: tRNA wobble adenosine to inosine editing.
CAGUGAUCACUUUCACAGUUGAAUUUGAAUCUCAUCUUGUUUGACCUCUGGGUCUCAUUUUACUAUGGAAGUGUGUCAGUAAAUAAGCUUAACCUUUUCCAGAUGGAGCUGAAUAAGGGAUGAUUUCACAGUGUUAGAAAGGAAAUUUGGAAUGAUUCUUCUAUUUUUUGUUUUUUUAAUAAAUUGUUGACAGUAUGUGCUUAUAGAUAAUUAACAAAUAAAUCUAGUUCCUAGGCAUGCUAUGUAGUAUUGUGAUGCUUCAAAAUUUGGUUGAGUUGAUCUCUUAAAACUAGCAGAGGAACCCAAUGGGAAAUUUGUUCGACGAUAAAGAAAAGGCGAGAAGGGGAAAAAGAAAAUAGAAAAAAAGCGUAAACCUGAAACCCGAACCAACCUGACCCCAAUUAUUGCUUUGGAUAUUAUGCUUUUCGGGUCGGGUCGAUUCAGGUUGGAACACAUUGCCUUAUGAUUCGGGUCGGGUUGGAUAACGUCAAAACCCGACCCCACCUGACCCAUUGACAGCCCUAGUCUGAUCGCCACAUAAAAGUUGGCCAUGCAGAAUAUCGAGAAAAUUGCAUUGCCUUUGAAGUGAAAGUUUUCUUUUUCACAGUGCGACUCUCCUCUGUGCCGUGCCAUUACUCUGCUUCACAGAAUCGAGCGCUGCAAGUAGCGUCUUCCUUCUCUCUUUUGUCGCUAGCGGUCCUUGAUGAGUUGGAUCUCCUUCGUCGUUCUUUGUCAUUCUGAUCUUGGCAAACUUUGAACUCCAUCGACGCCACUUUCAAUAUCACGAUUGCUUGCCUUUCAUCCGACUCUAGUGAGCUUUGAUGAGUGGAAGAUUGCCACCUGCCAAAGGAGUCGACGAAUAGAAGAAGUUCUUCUUCCUAGAACAGCCUAGCAAACUGAAGGUGACGGAGACCGGUGAGUGGAGGCAACGGACCACUGCCACCAACUGAAGCCAUGGAAACUGAUAACAUAGCUUCAAGUGACCGAUUCUCUCCUGAGAUCCUGGGUUUUAUGCAGCUUGCUAUAGAUCAGGCAAAGCUUGCGUUGGACAGCCUUGAAGUUCCAGUUGGCUGUGUGAUUGUUGAGGAUGGGAACGUUAUUGCAGCAGGAAGAAACCGGACUAACGAGACACCAAAUGCAACAAGACAUGCAGAGAUGGAAGCUCUUGAUGUUCUUAUUAUACAGUGGCAGAGGACUGGAUUUACAGCUGCAGAAGUUGCGGAGAAGUUUUCAGCAUGCUCCCUUUAUGUGACAUGUGAACCAUGCAUAAUGUGUGCAGCGGCAUUAUCGAUCAUUGGUAUAAAGGAAGUAUACUAUGGCUGUGCAAAUGAUAAAUUUGGAGGCUGUGGCUCAAUACUGUCAUUGCAUUCAAGUAGCUCUGAGGCAGGCAUUAGCAUUGGGAAUUGUGGAUCAAAGGGUUUCAAAUGUUGUGGAGGAAUAAUGGCAUCAGAAGCCGUCUCUCUUCUGCGAGAUUUUUAUGAACAAGGAAACCCUAAUGCUCCAAAGCCUCACAGGUCACGGGUUACUCAGGCUUAAAAUUAGAUCUACGUGCAUUGAUUCUUCCUGUUGAAUCUUCUCAUGCCUUUGCACUACUAGGAUUUCAUCAAGGGACCUGAUAAAGAAAGCUUGAUGCAUGUCCGGAUCAGUCUUUGCCCUGAUGUUCAUGUGUUUACUGACGGUUGCAGCAGUGAUCACAAGUCCAUUUAAUGCUUUAACCUGAUUAUCAUAUUGUAAGAUAAUUUGUGGUAAAUCCCUGUGUAGGCAUCACUUUUUUGAUGUUAAUUUUUGUCAUCAACCUAUUCUGUAAUAUUAUUUAUUUAUUUAUAUAUUAUAAGCUUUCGAACUC